AAUUUAGCAAAGGGACGAAUUAGACGCGGGCCCGCGAGUUCUCACUUCCGGCGAAAAUGCAGAGCUCGGGUCUCUGUGGCGCCGCAGCACUAGCCUGGCUCUAUCUGACGUGCUUACUCAAUACGUCAUGUACAUAUGCUGCCACACAACUGCCGGCGGGUACUCAGCUCCGGAUCAUCUUCGGGGGCCCGCCCCCCGAUCGCUACGGCGAUUACGAGGGCCGGGUGGAGGUGAACCUGCCGGACGGGCGCAGCGGCAGCGUGUGCUCGCGCGGCUGGGAUGUCGAGCUCAGCACGGGUGUGUGCAACCGUUGGAACGGCUAUUGGCGUUACGGCAUCCCCAUCAACGGUUCAGCAUUCGGCCCGCUGGUCCAGCUGGCGCCUGUGCUCCUUGCGGAUAUCAUUUGCGACGGCGGCCAGCGCCUGGCCACCACACUCGAAUUCCCCUCCAGUGCCAACGUGAGCUGUACCGCCACGGUGUACGACAGCGCGGCUGAGGCGGCGGCGGACGGGUGCGGCCUGGACCAGGCGGCGGGCGUCACGUGCUUCCUGUACGACUACCUGACGCCGCCGGGCUCGCCGCCGCUGCCCCUGCGCCUGGUCAGCAGCGGCAACCAGACUGCACUGGACGCCGCCGCCCGGGCCGGGCUGGUGGCGGUGGGGCGGCUGGAGGUGCAGUGGGGCGGCGUGUGGGGCGGCGUGUGCAGCAACACGGGUAUAGCCACCUACAGCUGGUGGCGAGACGCACACGCGCAGGUGGUGUGCCGGCAGCUGGGGUACCCAGCGGAUGGGCACGCGUACGCCAUUGGAACCCGCAACUCCCUGCUGCCAGCCUCGGCGCCCGCGGACCAGCCCCAGUUCGUAAAUUACUUGCAAUGCAACGGCAGCGAGCCGGGCCUGGGCUGGUGCCGCGGCUACCCGAUCAACGGCUCGGUCACACCCGGCGCCUGCAACAGCUCCGAUUUCGCCGUACAGGUGGCCUGCUACAGCCAGCCUCGCCUGCAGGCGUUCACAGGCUUUGGGCCGCGCAUUAACGUCGAGAACCGCACCGUGCCGCCGCUGGGCUAUGGCGAGUCGCAGGGCCGUCCCGAGGCCUACGGCAACACCGCUCGUGCCGUCAUCUCCAUUUGCGACCGCGAGUGGAAUGACACCGGCGCCACCGCCUUUUGCAAGCUGUACGGAGCCUACACGAGCGGCGUCGCUUUCCGGGGCUCGUACUUUGGAACCAACGACCCGCGGGUGCCUGUGACUGGCUGGGUGACCGGCCUGCGGUGCCCGGCGGGCGAUGAAACCAACAUUGGGUCCUGCUUAGGCACUGCCUACGGCACCGCUGCCGAGGCGGCGGCGGCGGGCUGUGACAACACCACAGUGGCGGGCGUGCGCUGCUUUGCAUACGACUACCUGACGCCGCCGGGCUCGCCGCCGCUGCCCCUGCGCCUGGUCAGCAGCGGCAACCAGACCGCACUGGACGCCGCCGCCCGGGCCGGGCUGGUGGCGGCGGGGCGGGUGGAGGUGCAGUGGGGCGGCGUGUGGGGCGGCGUGUGCAGCAGCAACAACUACGGGCAGUGGAACUGGUGGCGUGACCAGCACGCCCAGGUGGUGUGCCGGCAGCUCGGUUACCCGGCGGAUGGGCACGCGUACACGGUUGGAACCGUAAACCCGCUGCUACCAGCCUCGGCGCCUGCGGACCAGCCCCAGUUCAUUAACUACCUGCAAUGCAACGGCACGGAGCCGGGGCUGGGGGCGUGCCGCGGCAGGGCAACCAACGGCACGUCGUCCACGUGUGGUCCAGACCUGGCUGUUCAGGUGGCGUGCUACAGCCAACCGCGACUGCUGGUGCUGAUGGGUCAGGAGUCGGGACUGUCUGUACAGCUGCCGAACAACAGUGUUCCGGGGUUGGGUUACGGCGAGACUCAGGGCCGGGGCGAGUUGUUAGUUCAGUACAAUCGGCCCCCGGUUGCCGUGUGUGACCGGGGUUGGGAUGACGCAGCCGCAACCGUAUUCUGUCGGCAGAUGUCGUACGGGGGUUCCCGAGGCCGGCUGCAGUAUGGAUUGUCGAUCCGAGGUUCGUACUUUGGCAGUACGGCCGCCGCCACUACAUGGGUAGCGGAUGUGCGGUGCCCGGCGGGAGAUGAAACCAACAUGGGGUACUGUCUGGGCACCGUUUACAACAGCAGUGCUGAGGCGGCGGCGACGGGCUGCGACAACACCACAGUGGCAGGCGUGCGCUGCUUUGUAUACGACUACCUGACGCCGCCGGGCUCGCCGCCGCUGCCCCUGCGCCUGGUCAGCAGCGGCAACCAGACCGCACUGGACGCCGCCGCCCGGGCCGGGCUGGUGGCGGCGGGGCGGCUGGAGGUGCAGUGGGGCGGCGUGUGGGGCGGCGUGUGCAGCACCACACGAACCGGCACAUGGGAUUGGUGGGCUGACCAGCAUGCGCAGGUGGUGUGCCGGCAGCUGGGGUAUGCGGAUGGACACGCGUACCGGGUGGGGUCGCGCAAUGCACUGAUCCCGGGCCCACCGCCCGCGGACCAGCCCCAGUUCAUCACCUUCGCCCAAUGCAACGGCAGCGAGCCGGGUCUGGGGGCGUGCCGCGGCGUGCCAAUCAACGGCUCGGCCCCACCGGGCGCCUGCAACAGCCCUGACUUCGCCGUUCACGUGGCCUGCUACAGCCAGCCUCGUCUCCAACCACAGCUGCUGCCGGGCCCCGCUGUCGCCGCCUACCUGGGGGCCCUGCAGCUGAGCAACAGCUCCACGCCGCCCAACAACUACGGCGCGGCGCAGGGGCGGCCGGAGCUGCGCCUGCGUGACGGCCGGCUGGUCGCCCUGUGCGACCGGGGCUUUGACGACGCCGCCGCCACCUCGGCCUGCCGGUACGUAACAGCGAGUGGCAUGUACGGCUGGCCGUACGGAGUGUCGAUCCGCGGUUCGUACUUUGGCAGUACGGCCGGCGCCGCCGCGUGGAUUGCGGACCUGCGGUGCCCGGCGGGGGAUGAGGCCAACAUUGGCGCCUGUCUAGGCACCGUUUACAACAGCAGUGCCGAGGCGGCGGCGGCGGGCUGUGACAACACCACAAACGCCGGCGUGCGCUGCUUUGCGCAAGACUACCUGACGCCGCCGGGCUCGCCGCCGCUGCCCCUGCGCCUGGUCAGCAGCGGCAACCAGACCGCACUGGACGCUGCCGCCCGGGCCGGGCUGGUGGCGGCGGGGCGGCUGGAGGUGCAGUGGGGCGGCGUGUGGGGCGGCGUGUGCAGCAGCCCGGGUUCCACAUUUUCUAACUGGUGGCGUGACACGCACGCCCAGGUCGUGUGCCGGCAGCUGGGGUACCCUGAUGGUCACGCCUUUGUGGUUGGCACCAACACAUCUUCUCUACUCCCGGACCCACCGCCCGCGGACCAGCCCCAGUUCAUCACCUACGUCCAAUGCAACGGCAGCGAGCCGGGCCUGGGGGCGUGCCGCGGCCUGCCAAUCAACGGCACGUACUCGUCAUGCGGCCCCGCCAAUGCGGUCAGCGUGGCGUGCUACAGCCAGCCUCGCCUGGUCGCGCAAGUCCUGGCCGCCGCCAACCUCACCGGCGCCCGGCCCGCCAACCCGCUCCUGAUCGCCGUGCUCCUGAACGACAGCACCGCGGCAGGCGGUUACGGGCUGCGGCAAGGGCAGGCGGUGGUGAGCUUCACCAACGGCCGGCGGGUGAGCGUGUGCGACCGGGGCUGGACCGAUGAUGCGGCGACGCUCUUUUGCCGGCAGUACUACCGUCCAAGCACGGAUGCGCAGGCGCGUGUCGGCCAGGUGUAUGGCCAGGCGGUCCGGGGUUCGUACUUUGGAUCGGAUCCGACCAGACCAGCGCUGGUUGCGGAUCUGCGCUGUCCCGCGGGGGAUGAGACGAAUCUGGUCUGGUGUCUGGGAACGCUGUUUGCCAGCGAUGCCGAGGCGGCGGCGGGCGGCUGUGGCGCAGCCGACACGGCCGGGGUCCGGUGCUUCAACUUUGACUCCAUCCUCCCUCCCAAGGCACCGCCGCUGCCCACGCGCCUCGUGGAGCUCAACACGAGCUACAGGGGCAGUGCCGGUGGAGGUGGUGGCGGUGGCGGUGGCGCUGGAAAAGAUGGCGGUGGAAGGGGUGGCGCUGGCGGUGGCGGUGGCGGUGGCAGUGGUGGUGGUGGAGCGACGGUCCUUGGGCGGGUGGAGGUGCAGUGGGCGGGCGUGUGGGGUGGCGUGUGCAGCAGCCGUGCUUACCCAGAUCAGGCGUGGUGGAAUAACGCCACCGCUCGCGUGGCGUGCCGGGCUGCCGGGUACUGGGGGGGCGCCGCCUUCCAGCCCCCCUCCCCCGAGCAGCUACUGCCGCCGAAUGUGCCAGACGCGGCGCAGCAGCGGCUGCUACAGCCGCAGUGGCUGCGCUACGCGCAGUGCAGCGGGGAGGAGGAGUCCUUGGGUUCGUGCCGGGGGCCGCCGCUCAACUCCACGGGCAUUGCGGGGUCUAACUCAAGCACGGCGUGCACGGGCGCAGAUGCCGUGUUUGCGAUCUGCUCCCUGACGCCGCCCGCGGCUGAGCAGCCGCUUCCCAUGCGGCCGCCAUCGCCGCCGCCGCCAACUCCCACACCUCGGACUCCCUCGCAGCCUGCAAUUGGCGCGGAUGGCGGCGGUGGCAGCCUCGACGCCGCGCCGCCGCCGCCGCCUCGGCCGCCGCUGCCAUCUUCAGAGGUCCUGCAAAACAGCACUGGCGGUGUGUUUGCAACGUCAGCGGCUGAGGACUAUCCCGAGUUGGUGUUAGACGUGCCGCAGACGCUGCCCAACCUCUACCCCGCCACGACGCUUGCACUGCUGGGUCCCAGUCUGGCGCUGCUGCUGAGCCCGCAGCAGCAGGUGGUGGCGGCGGCGACACGGUACGGCGGCGGCAGGGCGGCGGUGUUCGGCGCUGAGAAAAUGGUCACACGCUGUUGCAGCAGUGGCAGUAGCACUGGGGUGAUGACCGACGGCGCCAGUGACCCGGCGAUGGACCGGCUGCUCGUGAACGUGGUGCGGUGGGCUGCUACUGCCAGCCGUAACAGGAGUAGCAGCAGUAGCAGCGGGGGCGUGCUGUGCGUCUCGCGGCCUGACUUUGCUACAGCCGCAGCCUACGUGGUGUCACAAGCACCCAGGGUCUUUGACACACAUUAUGGCAGUAGCAACAGCAGCAGUAGCAGUGGUUGGCUUGAGGUGCCUCUGUGGGCCUUUGCCCGCCCCCUACCACACGACACGGCGCUUGCGAACGGCACGAACGGCACGACCACAGACGCCGUAUCCGAUGCCGUACUUUUGCCGUUGCCGCGGCCGUACAACUGCUCGGUGUACAUCAUUGGCACGCACGACACGUUGUACCUGCAGCCGUACAUCCAGCGGCGUCUGCUGUCGUACGUGGCGGGCGGUGGUGGUCUGGUGGUGGCGGGUCCGGACCUCAUGCCCGCAGCCUUCUACACGGAGGAGGAAGGCAGCAGCACUGCUGCCGUUGCUGCGGCUGCUGUGGGCGUGGGGUCGGGAGGGCAGAGGCGGCGGCUGCAGCAGGCAAGCGGCAGUGGCGGCAGCAGUGGCAGUAGCAAUGGCAGUGGCAGUGGUGCCAGUACUGCCAAUCGGCCGCAGAUUCCACUGGGGAGCUUUGAGGUGAACGCGGUGACGGGUCCUCUGGGUCUGGUGCUGACGGGCUUUGUGUCGGACCCCGGUGGCAACCUCACCCUGGCCAGCCCCAGUGUGGCGCACAACGCCGAGCUGGCGGCGGCGCAGCUGGUGGGAUACCUGCAGGGCCGCCUGCCGCUGACCACACCCGACCUGCUCAUGCUGCUCGCCACCACCACACGCACGCGCGCGGUGCUGACCAGCCUCGCCAGCGCCGCCGCCGGCGCCGUCAGCAGCAGCACCAUGGAUGCGGUCGGGCUGGCGCUGGAGAGAGUGGACUCCCUGAUCCGACAGAUUGACGGCCUUGUCGCCACCGCGCCGGCAAACCUGCUAUCCGCCUUCGCCUCACCGCCGCCACCCCCGCCGUCAGUUAGAAGGCCGCCGCCCUCACCGCCGCCGCGGCCCCCACCGCGCCUGCCGCCCGCGCAACCCCUGCCGCAGCCGCCGCGGCGGGAGUCGCCGCUGCCGCCCGCACCAUUGCCGCCGGCGCAACCCAGCCCACCAUCCCCACUCCCAGACACAGGCACCGGCGGGGGCACACAAGCGCCGCGUCGCGCGCCCUCAGGCCGCAGCCCCUCUGGCGGCAGCGGCCGCAGCCGUGGUGAGACCACUCGGCGGCCGCCACCCCGCAUGGUGGUGGUGUCGGGCGACGCGGCAGAGGCAGUCCUGGACGACAGGCAGCAAAGCCAGCAGCAGCCCUAGGCGGGUGCUAGCAGCGGGGCCCCUGUAUGCGUGAAUGGCGUCAUGGCAAACACAAUGUGAUACCGCGCGUCCGCGCCGGCAAAACACUUGCUCGAAUGUUGCACUUUUGUACACUUUCAGCUGGGGGCGGGUACGUACAACUUUACUUAUCUCGGCUACCAUACAUGACCGGGCCCAGAUGGUCCCGUGCGUCGUGUCCGUGGCUGUCUGCAGAACUUGCCAGCUCGAAGGGAAUGGUUACAAUUGGCGUUGGAGCGCGACUGCGUGUGUUUGAAUGAAUGAGUGGCCAGGGCUGCGUUUGUGAAUAAGCCUCAGGGGCACAACCAACAACACGCGCGCCUGGUGCCAUCUAUCUCUGCUGGCCUAGACGCCAAUGAAGUAGUGCCGCUCGAAGCCCACGCACUGCUCCUGCCCAUCCAUCAGCCAAUAAGCAUAAGCAUAUGGCUAGCUGAAUAACGGCGGAAGUCAUGGGGGCACGUGGAUGUGUGUGUAUUCAUGACUGGUAUUGGUCUACUUGUGUGGUCAGGGGUUGUGUGUGGUCUACUGCUGGACGUGUGCACUCAGCUGCACUCAAAUGCUAAAUUGCUUUCGCUGCAUGUGCCACGCGCUUCUUGGGCACAUGCAAGUCAGUUCAGUUUGUUCGGAGUGGGUGUUCAGCAGACCGCGGUGUGCGGUACUGCGGGUUCAGGUCAUGUAUGUAAAGGUGGAGCGUUUCGAGGUUUUGCAAGUGUGUCAAGUGUGUCAGUGAGCUGUAUUACACCACCACAUAGGUCUAGGGAAGUAGGGAACUAGUGGAGGGCGGAGUCCCAGGCCUGAAAUAGCGCACCCCUGCUGUAAAGCGCUGCUGCA
Chlamydomonas reinhardtii is the source of this 7196-nucleotide messenger RNA. RefSeq lists its product as uncharacterized. Bases 57 to 6347 code for a protein of 2096 amino acids. Lineage: Eukaryota; Viridiplantae; Chlorophyta; Chlorophyceae; Chlamydomonadales; Chlamydomonadaceae. Gene Ontology annotation, cellular component: membrane. The record is from RefSeq and is a predicted model, not a curated record. The transcript has 12 exons.